Molecule: messenger RNA, 1851 nt
Organism: Purpureocillium lilacinum
Lineage: Eukaryota; Fungi; Ascomycota; Sordariomycetes; Hypocreales; Ophiocordycipitaceae
Biological process (GO): SRP-dependent cotranslational protein targeting to membrane
Cellular component (GO): signal recognition particle, endoplasmic reticulum targeting
Molecular function (GO): endoplasmic reticulum signal sequence receptor activity; signal recognition particle binding; 7S RNA binding
Source: RefSeq, a predicted model, not a curated record
AUGGACAUCACCAGCUUCGUCGUCCAAGGCCGCGACCAGGCCCUCCUUUACGGCGACUACUCCACCUACCACUCAGCGCUUUCCAAGCGCCUCCUCAACGCCCGCAAGAAGCUGGCCAUUGCGACCAAGAACCGCGGCAAGUUCCACAAGAAGGACAAGAUCACCGCCGAGGAUGUUGCCAGCAGCCAUGAGCACGUUCACCUGGUGCUCCUGACGAGCGAGCGAGCUUUUGCCCAGGCCAUGAGCAUCAAAGCCGCGCACACCGCCGACCAGAAGGGCCUCUCCAGCCGCACACGCUCCCACAUCGUCUCGAGACUCGACAAGGCAGCCCGCGCCGCCCAGGACCUCGUCGACGCCCUCUCCCAACAGGCCGUGUCUGGGGCCUCCGACGGCGAUGUCAUCGAGGCCAAGGCGUACGCCGCCCUCAUCCGAGGCGCAAUGCAGUUCGAAAAGCACACCUGGGAGCCCUGCCUCCAGAGCUACGCCAUUGCCCGCAUCAUCUACAGCGCGUUGGCGACGACCGGCAAGGGCGACCUGUUCAAAGACCUGCUCUCUGAGACCAUCGAUCCCUCCAUUCGAUAUGCCGCCUACCAACUAAAGACCCCUCGAACCGUCCCCAUCCCUGCCAUUGCGCGCAAGGCUUUCCCUCGGUCGGAUGCUGAGCUGGUCCGCGAGGUAGACGAGAUUGACUCGUCCAUCCUCGCCGAAGCAGACGCAGCGACCAAGACUGGCAUUACCGCGGAGAGCGCACCGAGGACCCUGACCUGGCGCUCCAGGGAGGUCCAGAUUGAGGAUGCCCAGAUAUCGCUGGCUUGGGCGUCUGUCGAGGGCGCCAAGUCGCGGUUGGCUGCCGCCGUCGAGGCAUCCAAGGACAAGGAGCCUUACGAGGUGGCCGCCGUUUACGACGAAAUAUUGACGGCUACACAAGACGCCGUGGAUGCGACCAAGCAGGCCAUCGACGAACUCAAGGCCGAAGGCGUCGCGCAAAGCGACCCCCGCAUGCAGAGAUUGCAAAUCACCCGAACCGCCGUCAACUACGAGAUGAUCAGCUGGAGAAUCGGCCGGAACCGCGUAUUGACCGGCCGACAGGACGGUGCCCCCGAAGAGUACGGCUCGCUGCGGCGAAAGAAGAAGUCCAAGGCUGCCGCGGAUGCGGGUAAGAAAGAGAGGGAGCUUCCCACGCGUAAGAAGCUGGUGAAGCUCAAGGAAAAGCUGGCACUCUACGACGGCACCCUGCAGAAUCUCAACUCCAUCAACGAACUCCCUGGUGUAGCGGCCGACGAGGGGCUUGCGACGAAGCUCGACGCGGUUGAGAAGUACUUUGAGUCACUCAAGUGCCUGUCGAUCGCCCGCUCGCACGCCAUCAUUGGCAACGUCGCCAAUGCCCUGGCCCUGAUAAACCGGGCCGCCGAGCUGUGCCAAGAGUCAGCGUCGAAGGUGCCCAAGACAUCGGACUCGACUAGCUCGUCACCACUGAACGUCGAAGUCACAUCGGAAUCGGUGUCGGCCCUCGCGAACCUACUCAACGGCGAGCUGCAGCGACACCGCGCCAUUGUCCACAUCGACAACCUCCGUAAGACAGAGAGCGAUGAGGCGGGCAAGGGCCCUAGGAUCCCGCUGCUCGAGCGGCUGCAGGAUUAUCCCUCCGACGGCGUGGACCUGUCCAACCUCGUCGAGUUCCCGCCCAAGUUGGCGCUCGUCCCCAUGAAGCCCAUCUUCCUUGACGUCGCCUGGAACUACAUCGACUACCCCGGCAAAACUGCUGCGGCCGCAACCCCCGCAGCGGCUCCCGAGCCUGUGAAGGAGCCCGCGCCGCAAGCCAAGAGAGGAUGGUUCGGCUUUGGGAGGUGA